UACACAACAAAACGUCAAUUUUCUCGCAGCGCCUUUGAACGUGCUACAUUUUAAAUAGCUACGAUGGUGCAUCACUUUGUUAAAUAACAUGUUUUACCGGUAAAAAGAAAGUACUUGCUUACGGUGGUUCUAAAAGAAAUACUUCCCAAAAUGGCCUUUGUUAUACGGUUUGCCAAAGCCGUGAGAAACAACUGGAAGAAAUCGACGGUCUUCGCUAGCGCCCUAGCAUACGGUGUGUCGUACUCGAACGAGAAAUAUGAAAUCAAACAGUUAAUGCGUUACUAUUGCACGGAAGCAUCAAGGUAUGGUGACGUGAAGAUAGGCCUAAACCAACGACCACCGAAGGUGUUGGUGCUUCUCAAUCCGGCCGCGAAUCGUAAAUCAUCGGAAGAAGAUUUCCACGAAUAUUGUGAACCGAUUCUUCAUCUCGCUGGGUUUGAGGUGGACGUUGUUAAAACCGAUUCCGAAGGACACGCCCGUCGCUAUGUUGAAGAGCUAGCUAACCUUCCAGAUGCUCUGAUUGUCGGCGGUGGUGAUGGAACGCUUUCCGAAACAAUUUCCGGAAUGAAACGUCGCCCGGACGGGGCUCAAUGUCCGAUUGGUGUACUACCGCUCGGUCGUACCAAUACACUCGCUAUGAAACUGUUCUCGGCGGAGGGUGCUAAAAACAGCGAUCUCGAAAAUGUUCGUACCAUGGCUAAUGCGGCAUAUGCGGUCAUUGCUGGAAAGAAGGAAAAGACAGACGUUAUGCGCAUCGAGGUAUUGCCAAGUGCGGCCGAUGAAAGCCCUCCGGAGAAACCAGUAUAUGCUGUCGGUGCACUGCAAUGGGGUGCUUUCCGGGACAUUCUUACGCUGAGGGAUAAAUAUUGGUACACGGCAUCGUUACGUGAUUACACCGCGUUCCUUUUCAAUGCAUUUGACGGAGCACACACGUGGAAUUGCAAGGCCAAGAUUGCUUACACGGAACCGUGUAGCGGGUGUAGCAAUUGCUACAAAGACAUGGACGAUCAAUGGGCUGCGGCAAAAAAGCAGGAACAACAGCCACGCAGAUGGUGGUCCGUAUUUGUGCCACGCACUAAAACGGCUCCCAAAACGGAUUACAGUAAAAUCAUCAACGAAAGGUGCUCCGUUCGGCACGAGGUGGAAGUGGAUCCUUCGGAACUUAUCAUUAAAACGGGCAACGUAGCGGUGGAAGUGAAGGAAAGUGAGAAGGAAGACGAAUCGACCAAACUGGACGUAGUCGUCGGAGAGCAGGUGGAUUCGAGCUUUAGCUUCAUUGGUGGAAGUUGGGGACGUGUGAACAGUCGCAAGUUUUUCGAGUGUCCUGCCAAGGAAAGCAUCAGUGUGCGUACGGUAGAACUUUUGCCGGAGCGCUUAAAGGUAGAAGAGAGCGAUCCGGAGCUUUACUACUCUAUCGACAACGAGGCGUAUGAAGUACGUCCCGUCCGGAUAACCCUUGUACCGAAGGCAGUAGAAAUAUUUACGUUCUAGAAACAAUAAACAACCAUCUACAAAGGAAGAA
Molecule: messenger RNA, 1522 nt
Organism: Anopheles funestus (African malaria mosquito)
Lineage: Eukaryota; Metazoa; Arthropoda; Insecta; Diptera; Culicidae
Gene: Mulk
Product: acylglycerol kinase, mitochondrial
Exons: 3
Coding region: 151-1491 (446 amino acids)
Biological process (GO): protein insertion into mitochondrial inner membrane; ceramide biosynthetic process
Cellular component (GO): mitochondrion; TIM22 mitochondrial import inner membrane insertion complex
Molecular function (GO): ceramide kinase activity; ATP-dependent diacylglycerol kinase activity; acylglycerol kinase activity
Source: RefSeq, a predicted model, not a curated record